AUGCGUUCAUUCGUUACCUGCACCGUCCUGGCCACCGUCGCCUCCAUGGCCGUCGCCCAGGUCCACCCUCGCUUCGAGUACCCCGAGUCCGUUCCCGCCGUUGAGAAGCGCCAGGAGCCCGGUACUCCCCGCUACCAGUGCCACGAGGACUGCGGUCUCCUCAUCACCCUCGGCCGCGAGGACGGCUUCUGCACCAACUCGGAGUGGAACGAGCGCUACGGCCGCUGCAUGACCUGCGCAAACACCUACUCCAUCUGGAUGUACUACUCCUCCGGCGUCACCUCCGCCGCCGCAAAGUGCGGUCUCUCCCCGACCCCCAGCCCCUCCGGAGGCGCCGUCGAGACCACCGCCGCCCCCGCCCCGGCCGCCACCACUACUGCGGCUCCCGCUCCCGUCCCCACCACCGAGACCUCCGCCGCCGCGCCCCCGGCUGAGUCUACCUCUGCUGCCGCCGAGUCCUCGGCCCCUGCUGCCUCUACUUCCGCCGCCGGUGCUCCCGCCACCACCCUCUCCACCGCUGCCUCCGGCUCUGCUUCCGCUUCCGCUUCCGCUUCCGCCUCCGCCUCCGGUGCCGCUACUACCUCUGGCGCUGCUUCCGGUACCUCCGCGGCUACCGUCACCCGCGUCACUUCCAUCGGAACCUCUGUCGUUAUUGUAUGUGUCGCCUGGGCCUGGUCUAUGAUGUAG
Colletotrichum phormii is the source of this 687-nucleotide messenger RNA. RefSeq lists its product as uncharacterized. The record is from RefSeq and is a predicted model, not a curated record. The transcript is spliced from 2 exons. Lineage: Eukaryota; Fungi; Ascomycota; Sordariomycetes; Glomerellales; Glomerellaceae. The coding region runs from base 1 to 687 and encodes 228 amino acids.